AGCGCGCGGCUGGGCUGCGGCACCAAGCAGGUUAUCGUGGCGGUAACACUCAUUCUGGAGGUAUCUGCUUACAGUAUCGGUCGGGACACCUGGCUGUGUUGAGGCUUUAUCGUGGUCUUCCUUAGACAUUCCAGACAGGAUGGAGGGCAGUGAAGAUGCGGCGACAUGUAAUAGGGCAAGUGAGCAACAGAGCGCCCGGAAGAGCCCGGACCGACGAGAGAACACGACAGGCAUCCUCCGUCUCGACAUCAAUAAGCCCAGGCGGAGUUCCGGAAGCUCCGUCGAGUUCCGGAACCCACCGGAGCGGGCCGGACCCAGUGAUCUCAACAUAACGGUGGAGCCGGCGUCCCCUCAGCCGUCAGUGGACCGCCUGUCGGUGACGUUCGCCCUGGAGGAACGCAGUGUCGGCUCCGACAGUUCCGUGAGGAUGAAUGUCUUCAAUCCGGGCUCCCCACCCGGCGACAACAUGGACAAGGACCACUUCCCCAGGGAGCCCACCGCCACAGAUGCUGAAGAUGACGACGAGGAGGAUUACUCCGCGAGUGUGUGCGCCAUCCUCCAGCGUCGUGCUACGUCCCGACGACAGAGUAGACGUCGCGCCAGGCGUCCCUCUUCGCCCUUUUCUCCGGAUGGGGACAGCGCUCACUCCGGUAUCCGGCGUCGGUCGUCUGUGUUCACGACAAGUUCUGGCGACACUGCUAUCUCGGUGGAGGAGGGUGUUACGCAGGAACAAAUCUACGAGAACCUUCGUCUGCACAAGGAAGUACUGUGCAGUGUGAAACAGCAGCCAUGGGGCAUGCGCCGCAAGUUGCGGCUAGUGCAGCAGGCCAAGGCCUACGUGAAGAGACAUGAGGGUGAGCUGCAGGAGCGCCUGGCACAGAGCAAGACUACCCGCGACAUCCUCGCAUCUUUCAACAUCAUCCUAGUCAAGAAGUGGCAGUAUCUGAAGCGGGAGUUGGCAAACCUGAUAAACCUGCUGAUACCCUGGGAACUUCGCAUCAAGGAGAUAGAAUCUCAUUUUGGUUCCGUCGUGGCCUCCUACUUCACGUUUCUCCGAUGGUUGUUCUGGGUGAACCUCGUGAUCACAGUCCUGCUUGUUGCAUUCAUUGCGGUCCCUGAGAUGCUGACUGCGGACCCUAAAAGUGCUGGGGAGAGAAAGGAAAUGUUGCCCGAAGAGAAAGCUAAGGCCACGAAUCUAUUAACUCUGUGGGACUUUGAAGGGGUCCUCAGAUACUCCCCCCUCUUCUAUGGUUACUACACCAACAGGGACGGAACAAGGAGUGGAUAUCGGCUUCCAUUCGCCUACUUCAUGACAGGGCUCGCUGUCUAUAUUUACAGCUUUGUCGCCACUCUCAGAAGGAUGGCCGAGAACUCUCGCAUGAGCAAGCUCUCUGAGAAGGAUGAUGAGUGUGUAUUCACGUGGAAACUGUUUACGGGAUGGGACUAUAUGAUAGGUAAUGCAGAAACCGCACACAACCGCACGGCAUCCAUCAUCUUGGGCUUCAAAGAGGCGCUCCUGGAAGAGGCUGAAAAGAAGAAGAACGCUCGAGAGUGGAGAAUUAUUGGUCUUCGAGUUCUGGUGAACUUUGUCGUUGGUGCCCUUCUUGCUGCGUCAGCAUAUGCGGUAGUGGAAGUGGUGAAGCGGUCAACAGAACCUGCCAGAAACGAGAACUGGUGGCGUCAGAAUGAGAUCACAAUGGUUCUCACAAUGAUCACAUUCAUAUAUCCCAUUAUCUUUGAAGUUUUAGGUUUCUUUGAAGGUCUGCAUCCUCGAAAACAACUUCGGCUUCAGCUGGGGAGAAUUAUGCUUCUCAAUCUGCUGAACUUAUACACAUUGAUCUUUGCACUGUUUGGCAAAAUAAGUUUACUGACAAAAGACUUGCAGAGCUUGAGACAAAAUGCCACGGCUUCUGCGGCCAUUACAUUGGACAGUUUGGGAAGUAGCACUCCUUGGCCUGUGGGAUCUCCCGCUAGUGCAGGUCUUCCCACAGUGUCUGAAACUCCUGAUAUGACUACUCCAUCGAUACCUGAUGUCACAGCUUCCAUCGUGAUGUUAGUAACUGCCUUAAGUGGAGCAUCUCGCAUGAUUACCAAUGUAAUGAGCGAACCUGCAGAAGUGACUUAUGUAGUUUCAAAACUAGUGAGCCUCCUUAACUACACAGACUCUACUUCUGGGUUAGCACACUUACCAACAUUGCCAACAGUUUUCAAUUGGACUCAAAUGUUAGAUGGUACAACUGAUUACAAUUAUUUGUUUUUAAAAGACACAGAUAUUCUUACUAAUGGUCCCCCAAUAUCAUCAGAAACAUCUGUAGAAUUUUAUGAUAAUCUUGUGAAUCAGACUGGAGAAUACUUUUGGGAUAGAAACAGAACUUUUGGUGAUCAACUAACAAAUGCACCAGUGAAUAUUAGUGACAUAGAAGUGGAUUCAUUGAACUUUACUGAUGACAGUUUGAGUAUACUCAGUUCAGACGCAACACAUUAUUUUGAUAUGACAAACAAUAUUUCUAUUUCAAGCAUGAAAAAUACAACUUUUGACAUCCUUGAUAUGGACUUUGAUCUGGAUUCAAGAAACUUGUCAUCAGACCAGAGUUUAGAUAAUAUGUCAGGUACUUUCAUAGGUAAUUUUUUAAGCACCGAAGGUGUUCCGCCGUCGAGUUCUGUUACUGUGGCAAAUUUAAAUUUUGAUAAUGGUAAUAUGCAUAGCACUUCACCACAAGACAGUGAGCGUGAACAGCUGAUGUCAACACUCAUUACAACACUAGCAACUUUAUUAGCCCAGAACAGAGAUUUCUCAGAUAGCAGUGAUCAUAUAAAGCAAGUCUCUGAGAUUCUCCAAAGAGUAACUACAGAUUUCACAGAUCCAACCAAAUGUUACUCAACUCAGUGCAACACAGUAUCAACAGAUGCCACUGUUAGCACUUGGGAACCUGCUGCAACUUUGAACACUAUAACUGAAAAGCACUCUCCUGGAUCUGUUACUGUGGAAUCAACAUUAAACCUGGGAAAAUCCUAUGGUUCAAGUGCUCUUCCAGUGCGUGAGUCGGAGAUAUCGACAGAACAAAUGGAUAUCAAGAUACGGAGGGAACUACGUCGUUUGUGUUGGGAGACAAUGUUUGGCCAGGAACUUGUGAAACUCACUGUAAUGGAUCUGGUUGUGACGGUGAGUUCUACGCUGAUUAUCGACUUCUUCCGAGCCGUGUUUGUUCGUGUCAUGAACAACUGCUGGUGCUGGGACCUUGAGAAACAGUUUCCGCAGUAUGGAGAUUUCAAGAUAGCAGAAAACAUACUCCACCUAGUGAAUAACCAGGGCAUGGUCUGGAUGGGAAUGUUCUUCUCUCCAGGACUUCCCCUCCUCAACCUCAUCAAGCUCGUAAUUCUGAUGUACCUGCGUUCCUGGGCGGUACUAACUUGCAACGUACCCCAUGAAGUUGUGUUUCGAGCUUCUCGAUCAAAUAAUUUCUAUUUUGCUCUUCUCUUGACCAUGUUAUUUCUUUGUGUUCUCCCUGUGGGCUAUGCAAUCGUCUGGGUUGAACCAUCGUGGCAUUGCGGACCAUUCUCAGGCUACAAGCACAUUUAUCACAUCUUUACAAAAAGCCUCCAGAAAGCUCUGCCAGAAUCUCUUCACCGACCUAUGGACUACAUCGCUUCUCCUGGAAUAGUGAUUCCGCUUCUGCUACUUCUUGUUCUAGUCAUCUACUAUUUGGUGUCACUGACCAGUGCCCUUAGAGAAGCCAACAAUGAUCUAAAGAUUCAGCUGCGCCGAGAGCGAACAGAAGAGCGCCGCAAGAUGUUCCAACUUGUACACCGCAGACGAAGAGGGGGAAGUGGUGCAGAUGGGACAGACACCGCGUACAGCAGGUGGCGCAAAAUUCUGCCAGUAAUGCCAUCCAAAUCAUUGCCUGGAGGACCUGCCAAAGGGGGCGACAACGCAGACGAUAAGGACAGCAUCAUGACUGUCAGCAAUGGAAACAUCAAAAGCGAUGCUAAUCGGAAUGAGACCUUGGCCAGGAUUAUGAAAAAGGCCCUUAGAAAAUCCUCUGCAACGUCUGAUGAAGAGAGCAUGCCCAUUAUGGAUGGAGAGGGGACUGAUAUCGAAUUGCAUGACUCUCUCACUGAGGACAGACCCCAUGUGAAAGCAGCGAAAGUCAGACCUCGAUUUGAAUUGUACAACAGCGGCAUCAUUGAAACAUCCUUUGAUGUUGAACAAGAACCUGUUACGAAAUGUACAGCCAAGAGUGUGAGUGAUAAGAAUUAUCACCGCCAGCACCACAGUCACAGAAGGCGAUCAGAACACAGACAUAAAUCACCAUCCUCCAGUUCCACCAAUAAGGAACGAGAAGAUUCAUUGAUAUCAACGUGGUCAGACAACAUUCCUGUCAUCCGUAUCAGCAAGACAGAUAGUUCUGAAUGCAUCCAACAGAGAGCAGAACCGCAGCAGCCGAUCAAAUCUUCCAGCAGUGACACAGUCAUUCUACCGGAUGGUAUUGAACCAGUUCAUAAACCCACUAAGACACUUUCAUCAUCUGUAAGCCCUUCUGUUCAUCAGAAGUCAGAUACAAAUUUCAGUACUGAACACGCUACACAAGACACUGUCAAAGCAGAUAAUAAUGGACACAAAAGAUUGGUACGGGCAUUAAUAACAGAGUCGAAACGAAGGAAGGAUUGUGAGGAUGAUGGUUUUGAUACAGUGGAGAUGACAUGCAGGAAUACUUCACAAAAGAAGAAUUUAAAAAAAGAUGAAACCAAGAAGUCCCAAGUAAUGUCAUAGCCAAAAUUUCGAGGAAGGUAUACGGGCCAUUAUCUGAGUAAAGGUUCUGGAAAAUCGGAAGUAACCAAGAACUGGGGGAAUUAUGUAGAACCCCUGACCUGAUAACUGGUAUUAACAUUGAAGUAUUUGGGGCAGUUGAUCAGAAUGGAUCCAAAGAGGGUGGCUAAGAAUGGUUUUGAAAGUAAGUUGAAUAAAAGUGGGAAGGCUGGAAGAUGAAGAGAAUGAUUUAUGAGAGCUGAAAGUGAAGAUGUGGAGGCUAAAGGCAAAUAAUAUAGAAGAAUCGGCAUAUGUCUUAAAAGAAACCAAGGUCCUUAGAGGAGCAGAGAGUUAAGGAGUAAGCAACUAAUGUCAUAUCCAAUGAAAUAUUUAUGUGCAGUCACUAUGUAUUCUUGUGAUUUGUAUAAGCAUUGUUACAUUCUCAGUAUUUUAAUGUCAAAAGUGAUUUUCAGUAUAUUAAGUAUUACAAGAUUCUCACAUGCUGUUCUCUUUUAACAUCAUCAUUGUUAAUGUAUUGUCUUUUGUUUCUUUUUCUUCUCAUUUUACUUCCUCCUAAUAAUGUUCUGUGUAUAUCUGCCACGUGCUACUGGCAAUCAGUUUCGAAGCUGGC
Molecule: messenger RNA, 5378 nt
Organism: Cryptotermes secundus
Lineage: Eukaryota; Metazoa; Arthropoda; Insecta; Blattodea; Kalotermitidae
Product: transmembrane channel-like protein 3
Exons: 15
Coding region: 140-4771 (1543 amino acids)
Cellular component (GO): plasma membrane
Molecular function (GO): mechanosensitive monoatomic ion channel activity
Source: RefSeq, a predicted model, not a curated record